Molecule: messenger RNA, 704 nt
Organism: Neopelma chrysocephalum (saffron-crested tyrant-manakin)
Lineage: Eukaryota; Metazoa; Chordata; Aves; Passeriformes; Pipridae
Gene: HYI
Product: hydroxypyruvate isomerase (putative)
Exons: 7
Coding region: 135-662 (175 amino acids)
Biological process (GO): glyoxylate metabolic process
Molecular function (GO): hydroxypyruvate isomerase activity
Source: RefSeq, a predicted model, not a curated record
GUUCUCUCCCAGGGGACCCGGAGGCGGGCGAGCUGGGGCUGGCGGCCGUGCCCGGGCGGGAGGCCGCGUUCCGGGAGGGCCUGGCGGCGGCCGUGCAGUACGCCAGGGCGGUGGGCUGCCACAGGAUCCAUGUGAUGGCUGGGCGGGUUCCCCUGGGUGCAGACCGGGCUGCAAUGGCAGGUGAGAUGGAAACCACCUUCAUUGAGAAUCUCAGAUAUGCUGCUGACCUCCUGGCCCAGGAAAACAUGAUUGGACUGGUGGAGCCUAUUAACAACCGCAUCACUGACCCUCGCUACUAUCUGAACACCCCGCACCAAGCUGCUGCCAUCCUGGAAAAGGUGGGACGGCCCAACCUGAAGCUACAGCUGGACCUCUUUCACUGCCAGAUCAUGGAUGGCAAUUUGUCACGCAACCUGGACACGUACUUCCCACUCAUUGGUCAUAUCCAGAUCGCACAGGUGCCAGGGCGGCACGAGCCCGACAGCCCUGGGGAGCUGAACUUCCCCUACAUUUUCGAGCUCCUGGAGUCCCUUGGCUACACUGGCUAUGUGGGGUGCGAGUAUGCUCCCAAAGGAGACACCCUGGAAGGUCUGGGCUGGCUGCGCUCCUACUGGGAGAGCCGAGGGCUGCAGCAUGGUGGGACCAGCAAGACAGCCGAGUAAAACUAGAAAACCAUGGGAAUAAAAGACAAAGCAAUGGCUUAA